UACCUUAAAUUAAAAUAAAGUCAUUCAUUUUGUUUAGUGAAUGUGAUCGUGUUGCAAAAGGAUUUAUUUAUUAUUUGGAAACCUAAAUGUUUGUUUUUGAUUUGUAUAUAUUUUGAAAUUGUAAAUUUGAUAAACUAAUAACCGUAAAAGUUAAUAUGGAUACAAACUCAAAAUCCGCUCCUAGAUUUAAUAAACACGCAGAAUAUGUCGAUUUAAGAGAACCAAAUAGCAUCAACCAUCAAGAUGGACAAUUAUCUUCAAUGUCACGUCAUAAAACAUCACAACGUUCAGUUAUGUUGUCUCCUAAUGCUCCCGAAUUCAUUCCUAAAAGACGAACUGAUGAUAUUUCAAAACCAAUGAACGCAAUGAAAAUUUCAAAUCUCCAAAACCGUUUAAAUGUAGCACAAAGUAGUUCUAAUCAAAAUCAACACCCUCAAAAUAUUCCAUAUUGUCAUCCAACUAUUUAUCAAGAGCAAAAUACUACAUUAAAUCCACAUCAAUCAACGAAUAAAUAUUAUAAUAGCGGAAAUAGUAAUUACAAUCACACCAUGCAAAGCAUUCCGAAUUGUAAUAACACGCCAAUUCAAAACCAACACGUUUCAACGCAACAAGAAUUUGCUGGAUCUCAAGGGAUUUUCGACCCUACCCAAGAAGAAACAUAUGCAAUCACUUAUAUUGAAAGCAUUGUGAACAGCUUAAACGAAAAUCCUGGGUCUUUCGAUUCAGUUGCCAAACAAGCGCAAGUUAUAUUUGAAGGGUUCACAGAAAAUUAUUACGUAUUAUCUAAUGCAAUGGAAAUAAUAUUUAAUAAAUCUAUUGAGGAACAAAACUUUCGUUAUAUGGGUGCAAAGUUAUACAAUUUACUAGAUUCCAUUGAUCGUAAAAGCGAAAGUAUGUUUCGAUGUCUCUUAACUUUUAAGUUAACAUAUCAUAAAGAAGAAAUUAUUAAUUUUAUAAAAAACAAGGGGCAGCAUAAAGUCCGAGGAACUACAUUGUUUUUAGCGGAGUUAUACAUGCAGUUACGAGACAAUGAUGAAACUAUUAAAGACAUUGCUCAAAGUAUAGUUUUUUCAAUAGAACAAUUACUCACAAAUCCUUCGCCAGAAAAUAUAAAGUGCAUUUGUUGGACUUUAAAGUUAGCGGGAUAUGACUUAGAUAAAGAUUGUCCUCAUAAUAUGAAACUCAUUUUAUCUACAUUAAGUACUACCAAUCCUAUGGAUGUCAGCACAAGUAGGCUUUUGGAGAGUGUUUUAAAAUUAAAAGAUAAUUGUUGGGGCCGUACCGAGGAUAUUAAAGAAUAUUCUUCUGGCAACGUACCAUAUAUUAACAAUUGUGAUGAACCUGUAUUUUAUGGGCCAGACGGUCAAAUUUUAACGGAAGAGGAAAAUAUGUUUUUGGCUUCUAUUUCCAAUAGUGAUAUCAAUGAGGAUAACGACUCAGAAUACGAAUGCAAUCCUGAAAUGGACGAAGAAACUGAAUCAGCAUUUAAAGACUUUUUAAAAAAUAAUCUAAAGAUGUGAAAUUUUAUGUACUGAUUUUUUUUUCUUGUUUUUAAACACAAAUAAAUUUGAGUCAAAUCAUAAAAUUAA
This is a messenger RNA of Condylostylus longicornis, 1589 nucleotides long. RefSeq lists its product as uncharacterized. NCBI's taxonomy places the organism in Eukaryota, Metazoa, Arthropoda, Insecta, Diptera, Dolichopodidae. Bases 156 to 1520 code for a protein of 454 amino acids. The transcript is spliced from 9 exons. Gene Ontology annotation, biological process: regulation of translational initiation. The record is from RefSeq and is a predicted model, not a curated record. Gene Ontology annotation, molecular function: translation activator activity; RNA binding; protein binding.